Messenger RNA from Rattus norvegicus (Norway rat), 2909 nucleotides. Lineage: Eukaryota; Metazoa; Chordata; Mammalia; Rodentia; Muridae. The record is from RefSeq and is a predicted model, not a curated record.
CACUGACUUCCAAAGAGUUAAACUUGUUGAAAGACUUCCUGCCAGCUUUCUGCUGGCAGCAUUGGAGGGGAAACACAUUAACCAACUGUUUAGCAACUCAGGCAUGACUUUGCAUUUUUCUUCUAAUCUUUCAUAGAAAUUUCUGGCCACUGGACACUGUGGGAGCAGCUUUUACCUUAUUGGACUAUCUCCCCUUAAGUGGGAAGGGCUUAGUCAAAUGCAGUAAAGAGCUAUAAAACAUCGAGAACUCUUGAUGUGUUGUGAAACUUAGAGGGAGCAGCUUUUUAACAAGAGAACUCAAGCAAUUGCUGCCAUGCCGGGGAAGCCAGUCCUUCACUACUUCGAUGGCAGGGGGAGAAUGGAGCCCAUCCGGUGGCUCCUGGCUGCAGCUGGAGUAGAGUUUGAAGAACAAUUUCUGAAAACUCGGGAUGACCUGGCCAGGCUAAGGAAUGAUGGGAGUUUGAUGUUCCAGCAAGUGCCCAUGGUGGAGAUUGAUGGGAUGAAGCUGGUGCAGACCAGAGCCAUUCUCAACUACAUUGCCACCAAAUACAACCUCUAUGGGAAGGACAUGAAGGAGAGAGCCCUCAUCGACAUGUAUGCAGAAGGAGUGGCGGAUCUGGAUGAAAUAGUUCUCCAUUACCCUUACAUUCCCCCUGGGGAGAAAGAGGCAAGUCUUGCCAAAAUCAAGGACAAAGCAAGGAACCGUUACUUUCCUGCCUUUGAAAAGGUGUUGAAGAGCCAUGGACAAGAUUAUCUCGUUGGCAAUAGGCUGAGCAGGGCUGAUGUUUACCUAGUUCAAGUUCUCUACCAUGUGGAAGAGCUGGACCCCAGCGCUUUGGCCAACUUCCCUCUGCUGAAGGUACUCUGUUUCAUAUGGGACAGUCCAUAUCUUACUUAUGUCAUUGAAUCCAAUAUUUUAACCAUAAGGUUAACAGUGAUGCAAACUCCAGUGUUGCUUAAUUCCAACCCCAAUAAACCCAAUAUAAAAACACACAAUUCUACACUACAUAGUGUAGAAUUAUAAACUACAUAGUUGUAAACUACAUAGUUAGAGUGGGCAGAUCUAACACUAUGCUAAUUUAUUCCCCAGCUGUAAUAACCCUUGCUCCUGGAAGUUUCAUCUGCCCACAUGGUUCUGGUCCAUCAUGGCUUCCUCCUCCUCCUCUUCAGUCCUCUCUCCUUCCCCUCUUGUCCUCUUUUCCUCACUACCCGCCCGCUCCAAACCUCCAAUCCCACCUUUCCCUUCCACUGCCCAAUCAUAGACUCCUACUGAUCAGUUAAAAUGGGGAGAAGGUUCACAUGAGUAUGAGAUGGAUGGCUCACCCGAGGUAACACCUCUUGAGGAAACAGAAUUAACAUCAGAAUAUAAGCAGCAUCAGGACAACCUACAACAUCCCAGUUUCUUCCUGCAACCCCUCUCCUCCAGCCACACCUACAAAAUGAGAUUUUAGACUCUAGUUCCAAGACACGAAAAGAAUCAUGUUACAUGAGGAAAUCUGAGGUGGAUACUCUCUCAGGACACAUAUUCUCUCUUGUAUAAUGGAAAGACCCCAGGACUCCACUCUCUCUCCCCUCACCCUAUCCCACCUUGGACUUGAUCCUGAUUUCAAUGGGAUUCUCUCUAUCAAAGAUACAGCAUUGUCCUUCUACAAUGAACAUAUCUGGAGAGAUCUUUUUCAAGCUUCUGCAUUAAUGAACAUUGUAUUUCUUUCUACAGUAGUCCCCUUUCCUGGAUCACAGUCCCUCUUUUUUCCUUUCUUUAUUUCUUCCUUCCUUCCUUUCUUUCUUUCUUCCUUAUUUAUUUAUUCAUUUAUUUAUUAUUUAAGAUAUAGUCUGUCACUGAGCCUGGUCCUCAUCAGAUCUGGUAGGCUGACUAAUCGAUAAAUUUCAGAGCUGUCUCUCUCCACCCUCUGCACCAUAGCAUUGAAGCAGAAACACAUACUACUCUCCUAGGUUAUAUGUGGGUUGGGGAUCCAAACUCACACCCUCAUGCUUGCAGAGCAGGCACUUUGCCCACUGAGCCAUUCCUAGGCCCUCACGCUCUUUUUACGUGCCUUUGUUUUUUCUGUGGUGCUCGUGAGUAAACCUUGCUUCUACCAAGAAAAUGCUGUACCACUGGGCUAUACUGCCAGUCCCUGCUACUCCCAUUUUUCUUUCCAGGUGAAGGUUUGUGGUGACUGGAUCCAGGUGUCCCCGUUUCCUUUCUACUACCAUUUCUGACAAUAUUAUCCCAAAUCAUCAUUUUUACCUAUUUGGGUGUUUCUAUGUAUCUAUGUGCUGAGAGAAGUGGUGAGUCUGCAGGAUUAAUGUCCAAACAAGACGGGAAAAACUCAGAGAGAAUGAAUCUUUAAGAUAUAUUGGUACAAAGUCCAUUUCCUUCCUCUCAUCUUCAUUGUCUCUGGGUGUCUGUCUCCAACCUCUACCCUCGUGCUGCUGAUGGAGGGGCUCAGUUGGUCAUUUGCCCGGCAGGGGCACAGGGCUGGGCAAACCAUAACUCUUUCUUCAGCUGCUCUCUGAGGCUCGGAUUUGUCUGUUGCAGGCCCUGAGAACCAGAGUCAGCAACCUCCCCACAGUGAAGAAGUUUCUUCAGCCUGGCAGCCAGAGGAAGCCAUUAGAGGAUGAGAAAUGUGUAGAAUCUGCAGUUAAGAUCUUCAGUUAAUUCAGGCAUCUAUGGAUACACUGUACCCACAAAGCCAGCCUUCGAAAGCUUUGCAACAAUCGCAUAUUUUGACUAAAUGUUGACCCUACUUAUUGGGAGGCCAACACGUUUUCUAAUGCUUCUGUGUUAAUUCAUAUAGACAUGACUGAUGAGGAAUUGCUGGGAUGCUAUUUGGUUGUAGUUAAAAUUUGAAAUCAUGAUCACUUCCUCAGAUAUUACUUUGAAUCUCAAUAAAAACUUCGCAAGCUUC